Molecule: messenger RNA, 5965 nt
Organism: Bombus pyrosoma
Lineage: Eukaryota; Metazoa; Arthropoda; Insecta; Hymenoptera; Apidae
Exons: 6
Coding region: 519-4553 (1344 amino acids)
Biological process (GO): regulation of transcription by RNA polymerase II
Cellular component (GO): nucleus
Source: RefSeq, a predicted model, not a curated record
CGAUAAGUGUACGUUUAAAGAAAUGCGAAUACACAGUUAAAUUAUGCUAGAAAAUACAUAUAUGUCCAACUAGAAUAAUUAUUUGAUUGUAAACAAAAAAAGACAGCUGUUUAUUUAAACUUUAUAAUUUUCUGUUUUGCAAGUCGAUCGUGUAAAUAACACAUAAUUGUAAAUAUAAACGAAUAAUCGUGGGCGAUUAACGAGGAAUAGUGUAAAGUAAAUAUUUAAAUGUUGAUGAUCGCGGUUAUUGUAAAAAUGAUCAUUUAUAUAAAUUUAUGUUCGUGUCAAAGAAGAUUCCAGAAAGACGCAGAAGCGGUACUAUACACAUGUAGGGAAUAAAUGUUUGCAUAUAAGUACAUUGCCGCGUUUUCCAAACAUUCGUUGGAUGUUAUUCAUUGACGAAAGCGAUGUAAUAUAGAUUCAUCCAUCAUUGAGACUUGAUUAUAGUGAAUUUUCUACAGAACUAGAUAUUGGAUACGAAGCAUUUUAAUAAAUAUACAAACAAAGUAGUAAAAGAAAUGCCACGGCAUGGGCCAUUUAUAUUUGGAGUUGCGCCAAAAUGGGCGCUAUCAAAUAAUUUCAUGCAGUGGGAUUACAUACAAGAAUUGGUAGCACAUGGUGGUGUGCCUGACGUUUAUAAUUUACGUCACAAGGAAGAAAAUAUAAGUGUGUCGGAUUUAGAUUUAACUUAUGUUAAUCAAUUUAUAAACUUCAUACAAUCAACAAACAAUAAAAAGAUUGUAGAUUCUGAUAUACAGAAGGGAACAGUUGAUAAAUGCUUAUCAGAAUUUUUAGAGCCUGUGCUUAAAAAUCGCAAGGAAAGUUAUAGUACCUGUCACAGUGACGAUAGUAAAAUAAAACCAUCUAAUUUAUUGGAUAAUAACCAAACCAUAGGCACCUACUUAUUUUGCAAAGACAAAAGCGAAAAUUUAUCUGAAACAAAGGAGAAAAUUGAUCAUCAUCAUAAAAUUAUUGAUUGUGUUCCUUGCUUGUCAGAACAAUCAAACAUACAAAAUAUUACACAGUACAAGACAUUGUCUAAAAUUUUGGAGCAGUAUAAAAAUAUUUAUAAUCUUUGUCCUUCUGAAGAAGACAAGCCACUUAAUUUAGUAAAAAGCUUGGAAGAUAAUAAAGGCUGUUGUAACAAACAAAGUGAAGAUAAAAAGAAGCUGUGCAAUUUUACAGAUAUAAAAGUAUCUUUAAAGGACUGUGCCAUUUCAGAUCGAACAAAUCAUUCCUGUAAUAUAGAAAAUUGCUACAACACAAAGUACAAGGAAAUAGACUAUGGUUUAUUAAAAUUCUCAGAUCUAGAUGAUUUAUCUCCUAAAUUAAAAAUUGAUAAAACGUUACAUAAAACUUCAAAACCUAAAUUAUGUAAAAAUUUAGAAACAAAGUUAAAUUGUGUACCAAAUAAAUACUUAGAACAAGAAAGUACUCUUGUUCUUAAUAAAUAUUUGACUAAUAAAACUUCAGUGUUUUUGCGUGAGAGAAAGGAUACAAAUCUUUCUUUUCUAAAUUCAUCUCUGAAUGUCAAAGAUACAAGUAUUAAAAGUGAAUCUUGUUCAGACGAACAGAUAAAUAAGUCAAAGAACUCGUAUUUUGUAAAUACCUGCAAACCAACAUUAAGUAAUUGGGAGGAUUUCGAAAUGUCAGGACAAUAUCCAGGUCAUAGCCGACCUCCGGUUGGCACACCUCCACCUCAGACAGUUUGGAAUCAUCUUACAAUGGCACAAAGUCAAGUUUCAGGGUUGAACAUUCAUCCAACAGCCUUGUCAGGUGCAGCGUUGAGUCCGGCAGGAUUUUACACACAUCCAUCUAUGGCAAGAGCAUCUCAUAUAACAUCACAGCUUACACCACAACUUGCACAUACUCAAGCACCUCCAACAUGGCAUACGCCAACUGUUCCAUCAAAAACAGUUACUCCAGCCAAUACACCAGGAAAUCCUUUGUUUAGUUUACAAAUGCUGGUAGAUAAUAGACAGAACCAAAGUCAGUAUAGAAACUCACCAGGUUCACAAAGUACACUAGAUUUAUCAUCUACUUCUGAAAUUAUUCCUGAAAAUUAUUCUCGCAUACCUCAAGAUAUCCCAAUAAGUUUGACUGCAAGGAAUGUAGAUAAGGGCAGCAGAAAUGGAAAUAUUAUUUCUCCUCCAAUACCUCUAAAUGGAGAAACUUCAUCUGAUAGUGGAAUUAGUUCGUCGGUUCCAACACCUAAUUCUGUUAGUGAACCAGUUUCACUCUCAACUAAAGAAGUUACAACACCUAAAAUAACAGUAAAAAACUUUGAAAGCAAUUUAAAAGGAGUGGCAAAUCUUCAUGAUAAGAUUAAGGAGAUGAAUGUAGAUAAUUUUACGCAAAAAGUUAUAAACUUACCACCUAGUGUUACGAUUGAAAGGGUAGUUCCGGAGAAGAAAGAGCCUGAGGUUACAAAAAAUAAAGAUACAUUAAGUGUCAUUGCACAAGUACCAAGAAAUGUUUUGCCUGUUAUUGUAAACCUUACCUCUAGAGUGGACAAAGAUGUAACAGAUAGUCCGAAAAGAGAAUCGUCUUCAGAACGAGAUCGAAAGAUCGAAGAGACGAAUGUAAGAUCACCUAAAAAUUUACCAAAAAGAGGUAAGAAGGGUGUGGAUUCUCUGUUAGAAAAGUUAGAAGGUGGUAAUAAAAAACUUGGCAGUGCUGAAAAUAUUGGAUCUGUUAUUGUAAUGCCAGUAGAGGAAAGAGAUACAUCGAGUGUUAAAAGCAUGUCCCCUGAUAGACAGAAAUCGAAAUCUCCAAAUAGGGAAGACGAAGUGGUAUCUCCAGCAUUCAGUAAUGAUGAUUCUAAUGACAAUACUAAGCAACGCAGGAAAAGAAAGCUAGAAAAGCCUGUACGGCUUAGUAAAGACUCUAAAACGGAAGUAGAGGAUAUGGAAUUAGAACCUACAGAACCAACAGAACCUAGAACAAGUGAACCAAUAACAGAAGAAACAAAUGCAACUCCAGUUGUCAAAUUAGAAGACAAUAUUGACACAGCAGAACAGAGAAUAUCUGAAAAAAUUGAAGAAAGUGUAGACGAAACAAGUGAGGAGAAUCAACCUAUUAGAAGGCGGAGGAGUAGUGAAAGUACACCUCCAAGUUCAACUCCAUCGAAUCAGAGGGUUAGAAGAAAAUCCAGCGAUGAUGCGACUGAAUUUUCAAAAGUAACAAGUCCAAAACCUGUAAAUAAUACAAAUCCGUUUAAUGAGGUUGAAUCAGAACUUGAAAAGAUGUUUGCCGGUAUUGUUGAGACAGAGACAGAUGUCAAAAAGGAAGAAUCAAAAUCAGAACUUACAGAACCUGAACUUCAAUCCGGGAGCACGACGAAAGCCGAAAAUUUAGAAAAUAAUGUGUUACACACAAAAGAGGCGCAAAGUAUAAAUCCUACUGAUGUUUCGUCUACAGUUGAUACAAAGAUGUCUGGAAAGAAAGGGAAAAAGACUAAAGUACAAGGUGGUAAACGAAAAAUAUCCAGAUCAUCUGAAAAUAUUUUUGGAACUGUGGGUAAUGAUAUACCUCAGAAGGAAAUCAAAAAGAGAAGGAUGUCUAAGAGUUCAAAAAAGCAAGACGCCUCGAAAAAGACUAAGAAAAAUGCAAAAGUGGACGGAAUAAGAGAAAUGGCAUAUGAUUCUGGGUCAAAUGCAAGUUCUAUUAGGUCUCGUGGGCCAGUAGUUCAUGUUGAAGGUCCAAGGGACAGUCCAUUAAGCAUUCAAGUAGUUAAUGCACCACGGGAAGAAGAAGAAGAAAAAAGUAAAGAAAAACGGAAGAGUAUUGGAAAUGGUAAUGCGGGGAGAAGUAAGAGACUCAGUCACCAAAACGAUUUAGAUUAUAGGGGUAAAGUCAGUAGAGCGGGUCUCUUUAGUUCAACGUUAUCAUCACGUUAUGACGCACAUACAACAGAUUCCACAUGGGUGUGCGUAUUUUGUAAACAAGGUCCUCAUUCUGUAAUACCUGGGGAUCCUGCUCGGCCGCAUCCUAAUUUGGCUGGUCCACAUAUAGCACCUGGAACAUACACUGUUCCAGCUGGUGUUUUGAGUGAUUUAUUUGGACCAUAUUUAAUUGGUAAAGAACGUUUAGAAGAUGGAAUUCUUUCGGCUGAUGAACAAGAGAUUACUACAGAACAGAAGAAAGGUGGUAAGAAUAAAAGGAGUUUGAGGUACGCUGGGUUAGCCGAUCAGUUUACUGCAAAAAUGGGUAAAAAGAAAAGAAAUUCCAUUGAAAGUAAUACUAAUGCCAUGUUUACGGGAAUGACCGUACUCCCCGGGGAAGAACAACGUUGGGAAGUGUGGCUUCAUGAACAGUGUGCUGUUUGGGCAGCUGGAGUGUACAUGGCAGGUGGAAGAGUAACAGGUUUACAAGAAGCUGUAUGGGAUGCAGCAAAGUCGAUAUGUGACUCUUGUGGUUUAACAGGAGCAAAUGUUGGUUGCGUUAAACGCGGUUGUAAAGCCGUUACGCAUUAUCCCUGUGCAUUAACGAAAGGCUGGCACUUGGAUACUAAUCAGUAUAUACCGAAGUGCAACCUUCAUCGGGUUACGUGAAACUUCGGUGAGUUCGCCAGUAUGCGUUACUAUGGAAUAAAUUAUCUGCAUUAUUUCACAACGUAUGGCUUUAAUUUGAAGCACCGAAUGAUGAUUAAUAAUUAUAGAAAAUUAUAUCCAAAUUUGUUUAUAAAAGAAAUAUGUUAAAAUUAACAAAGCGUAAAACAAAACAUCUUUGUAUAUUCAUAUAUACUAUGAGAAAUAUUUAACUCUUUAACCUCUUGUUCACUCUGUAUUAUAUAUAAUCAAUAUUUUUGUUGAAAAAAGUUGAAAUUUUAAUCAAGUCUAAUAAUUAAUUUAUAUUUUUCAGCAUUUAACAAUUUUGAGAAGUUUUGAAAUUACGCUUUGCAUCAUUCGAUGCAUAAGUGUGUUUGGAGUGUGAAAGUAUAAAUGUCAAAUGUAUAAAGGACAGACAUAUGGUAAUUUGCAUACACGAAAUAUCAAUAUGCUCGACAGAAAUAUCUUCCAAUGUACAAGAUGUUCAAACGAGAAUGCUGUUACUGUCUUAAGAAUUUCAAAUGAAAAUGGAAAUUAACGGAUAUGAAGAAAUGGAAGUUCUUCUCGUUAAUUAAAUUUAAUUAAUUUUCUUGGCCUGUGGCCUUGAACAGUGGCCUUUUCGACCUAAUGUAAAAGGAAGAUUUUUUAAUUUAAAAUUUGUAGUAUAGACGAAUCGUUGCUGAGGAACAAUGUUAAUCAAAAAAGUAUUUGCUUUCUUACUAAUACUUAUGAAAUUUGAAAACGUUACAAAUUUUUCCCUAAAACAUCAUGUACGCAGGAAUAAAAUAUGGGGCAUAUUGUAUUAAAAUUUGAACAAAAAUCAGAAUUCGGCAAAAGAAUGAGAAAGCAUUAAAUUUCUUCUAAGUUGUAUGUGUGUAUAUAAAAUGGAAUGAAUUAUUAAUCAAGUAAUUUAAUGGAAUUUGAACACGUGUUUCGAAUGAAGUGUGGAUAAGAAACAUAUAGACAAGUGUUCUCCUGUGAAUGUAAGAAAUCAUCUGUAAAUAACAAAGUUUUUAUGUGAAAAAAAUUAUUAUUAUAUUAUUAUACAACUUUAAUAAUAUUGCGAUAUUCUUCAUUUUUAAAAAUCAUACUAUUUUAGUAAGCAUGUGUAGUUAUGUUCUUUAUUGCGGGAAACUACAUUUAGUGUAACAAUACUUAUUUCUAUUAUAAUUUUUUGAAGAUUAAUUGUGACAUAUAAAUCUAUUGUAGGUGUAAAUAAAUAGAUUUUCGCUCAUAUAAUAUUUCCCUUUAUUUCUUAACCUUGUCUAUUUUAUAACUAUGUGUUGAAAUCAUUUUUAUUUAAAGAGAACGAGCUCACAUGUUUACUUGAAAAGAGAACACUUGUAAUAAUUGUAAUUAUCGUUGUUAAUAUAACAAUAAAUUUCUAAGAAAAAGAUGGACAUUUGUUCCAGAAA